Tribolium madens (black flour beetle) is the source of this 2915-nucleotide messenger RNA. RefSeq names its product laccase-1 (gene stw). Gene Ontology annotation, molecular function: copper ion binding; oxidoreductase activity. The record is from RefSeq and is a predicted model, not a curated record. The coding region runs from base 116 to 2266 and encodes 716 amino acids. Gene Ontology annotation, cellular component: plasma membrane. The transcript is spliced from 8 exons. Gene Ontology annotation, biological process: iron ion transport. NCBI's taxonomy places the organism in Eukaryota, Metazoa, Arthropoda, Insecta, Coleoptera, Tenebrionidae.
UAAAGUCGGGUGAACGCUUGCGGUUGUGGUAAACGCGCUGUGGUAAAAAUAGGGCAGUGCAAAAGAGUGAUUGUGCGAGAACGGACGGACUGUUUGGUUAGUGUUUGCUUGUAUCAUGGACGGGACACAACGGUACCUUCUGAUCGCGACCGCGGCACUCUUCCUCUUCUUCGACAUCUGCCAUGGAGUGCGAGCACCAGGCGCCAAGAAGAAAGUGGGACCAAUAGACCAGUCUGCAGCUGCUGCGUCUUGGAAUGAUUUCGGCAACACAGAUUUUUUCCAAUCUGAGCACGCUGUAAUCCAAACCCACCCCACAUUGGGAGGCUCAAGAUUUAGUUCUGGGGGUGGCAGAAAAUCAUGGAAACACUUAGAUUUUCGAAGUUCAGCAACUGCCGAAUUAUUGAAGAAUCCCUCGCUGUCUUCUCCUGACGAAUGUGCUAGAGCAUGUCGAGAGGGGGAACCCCCAAGAAUUUGCUACUACCAUUUCACCCUCGAAUUGUACACCGUGCUGGGCGCGGCCUGCCAAGUGUGUACACCAAACGCUACCAACACGGUGUGGUCGCACUGCCAAUGUGUCUUAGCCGAUGGUGUCGAAAGAGGAAUUCUGACGGCAAAUCGUAUGAUCCCAGGCCCCAGCAUCCAAGUUUGCGAAGGUGAUAAGGUGGUAGUCGAUGUGGAAAAUCACAUAGAAGGUAAUGAAGUGACCCUCCAUUGGCACGGAGUUUGGCAAAGAGGAAGUCAGUACUACGAUGGAGUACCUUUUGUAACCCAAUGUCCUAUUCAACAAGGCAACACCUUCAGGUACCAAUGGAUAGCUGGAAAUGCAGGCACUCACUUCUGGCACGCUCACACUGGUUUGCAAAAAAUGGACGGUCUCUACGGCAGCGUUGUAAUCCGUCAACCACCAGCCAAAGACCCAAACAGUCAUUUAUACGAUUACGAUUUGACCACACACGUCAUGCUUUUAAGUGACUGGAUGCACGAAGACGCUACUGAAAGAUUCCCCGGAAGACUGGCUGUCAACACUGGUCAAGAUCCUGAGAGUUUACUCAUCAACGGGAAAGGACAGUUUAGAGAUCCCAACACCGGCUUCAUGACAAACACUCCCCUUGAAGUUUUUACCAUAACACCAGGACGCAGAUACAGAUUUAGGAUGAUCAACUCAUUCGCUUCAGUAUGUCCUGCUCAGUUGACGAUUCAAGGACACGACUUGAUCCUCAUUGCCACCGAUGGAGAACCAGUGCAUCCCGUGAAAGUUAACACAAUCAUCUCGUUUUCAGGUGAAAGAUACGAUUUUGUAAUCAACGCUGACCAACAACCGGGCGCAUACUGGAUUCAGCUUAGAGGUUUAGGGGAGUGUGGAAUAAGAAGAGUACAACAAUUGGGUAUUCUGAGGUACGCGAAAGGACCAUACCAACCCAGUCAAGCGCCACCCACUUACGACUACGGUAUUCCUCAAGGAGUGGUAUUAAAUCCCUUGGAUGCAAGAUGUAAUGAAGUUCGAGAAGACGCCAUCUGUGUAAGCCAGUUAAAGAAUUCCCUCGACAUUGAUAAGGGUAUUCUGCGGGAAAAACCCGACGUUAAAAUUUUCUUACCCUUCCGAUUCCAUAUCUACACACCUGAAGAUCUUUUCGCCCCCAAUACAUACAACAGACACUUAGUUGCUCCAAAUGGUGACCACGUGAUUAGUUUGAUCGACGAAAUUUCUUAUAUGGCCCCACCUGCACCUCUCAUAUCCCAAUAUGACGAUAUAGAUCCCCAACAAUUCUGUAACGGUGAUAACAGACCGGCCGAUUGCCAACAAAACUGUAUGUGCACCCAUAAAGUCGAUAUCCCACUCAACGCCAUAGUGGAAAUCGUGCUUGUUGACGAAGUACAACAACCAAACUUGAGCCAUCCGUUCCAUUUGCACGGCUACGCUUUCAACGUGAUCGGUAUCGGACGAUCCCCUGACCAAAACGUGAAGAAAAUCAAUUUGAAACACGCACUAGAUUUAGACAGACAAGGCCUUCUGCACCGUCAAUUCAAUCUUCCUCCAGCUAAAGACACGAUCGCUGUGCCAAACAACGGAUACGUGGUGUUGCGACUUCGGGCAAACAACCCCGGCUUUUGGCUAUUCCAUUGCCACUUUUUGUUCCACAUUGUGAUAGGAAUGAAUCUAGUUUUGCAAGUUGGCACACACGCAGAUCUGCCGCCUGUUCCUCCCAACUUCCCCACAUGUGGAGAUCACGUGCCAGAAAUUAAUGCAGAUCCUAAUCUCGUUUAAGUUAUAGUAAGUUCGGCAAAGAGAUUUGGCCCAAGUCAAGUCGCUUUGAAACGGACUACAAUCUAAGUUACCUUCACCAAAUUUUUUGUUUUGCUGUGAAAAUUUAUUAUUUUCGAUCUUGCCAUUCCAAAAAUUUUCAAUCUAGUGUUACUCAGUUUGUAUAAUUUAUAUUAUUUAUCUACAAAUGGUUUUUAUUCGCCAUAAUUAAUUUAGGUAAGUAUAAGUAGCAUUCCAACCUCUUCCGAUACUUCUUUUAGAAAUUACAAUAGGUGCUGUAUAUAUUGGCCAAAUGGCGUCUGUAGACUUUUAGUGUAAAUACAAUAUUGACGCUUACGAUUGCAAAUUCAUGUCUCUUAGUUACCAAUCUACCAAAUUUGCAAUUUGAAGCGAGUCUACCUACUUAUAAUAAUCAGUAUUUGAUGCUAGAGUUCUUUAUUUUUUUAUAAAAGUGGAAAAUUUUGUGAAUUUUAGGUAAUAAUCUAACCCAGAAUUUGAAUAAUGUACAGAUUUCGUUUAAUGGUGUCACACUAACCCCAGUUAUUUAAGAUUGUACUAGUCUUCCACAGUCUUUAAUAACUACUACAGAGUUACUGUUAUUUUUAUAAAAUAUGUAUUAUAAAAAAGUUCAAUAAAAAAUGUUAAUCAAUUA